Molecule: messenger RNA, 2346 nt
Organism: Rotaria sordida
Lineage: Eukaryota; Metazoa; Rotifera; Eurotatoria; Philodinida; Philodinidae
Source: the annotation of a GenBank genome assembly
AUGAAUCGAAACCGGAAUCGUUUACAACAGACAUCCCAACUUCAACAUCAUGAUCGAAUAAAAUCAAAACGUAUAUUAUCAGCUCAAGAAGGAGAAGAACAACAACAUCAUUAUUAUGAAGAGAUGGAAUCUACGGAACAAAAACAAAUCCAAGAGUUGGAACGAACAGAACAAUUGGAAUUUAAACAAAUCGAUGACGAUUAUCGAGAACAAUUGAAACAAAUUGAACACUUUGAGCAGGAAGAAGAGAUACGUCAGAAACGACAUUAUGACGAAAUAGAAAUUUAUUUGGAACAAUUAGAACAAGAACAACAAUCAGAGCAAUCAAAACAAGUACUUUAUUAUGAAUGGAUGCAGCGUUUUGAACAUCCGCAGGAAAAAGUUUUACCUUGGAAAUCAAUUGAUCUAGAUAAGACAUCAUGGCAAUUUGGCUUCUUUGGCAAAAGAAAUGGCAUUAUUUCUUCGAAUGAGGAUGAUGAUAGUGAUGAAAAUGAACAAGAAAACGUAUUGAUGACACUCCUACAUAGAAUUCAAGAACAACAACAAGAGCCGAAGACGAAUACGAAAAAUAUUCCAUUUUUCUAUAGAAAUACAUUAUUUCAAACUAUUCAAGAAUAUGGUCCAUCACUUGAAAUCAUCAUUCAAGAAAUUGAUGAUGAAAGUAAUGAAGACGAUUGGAUAUCAAUACAUGACAACGAUAUAGAGCAGCAGACACAACAAAUUGAUCGUAUUCAGGUUUAUAGAAAUUAUCCCAUAUUCUCUGAUGAAAAUCAAACACAUUCAAGUUUUUAUAUUCGACGAGGCAAUAUUAAUACGAUUCGUUCUCAAUUAAGAAAACGAGAUUAUCUUCUACUGAAAGUCUAUAAUACUCAUCACUAUUACGUAUGCCAUAUCAAUGAAAUGAAACAAAAAGUCUCUGAUUAUUUUUCUGGAAGUGAAACUUUUCUACUUAUACAAAAUCUUCAUGAAACUGAUAGUGAUUAUGUUCGAAACUUAUUAAAUACGAUUAUGAAUCAAUUGAAAAACGUAUUAGAUGAUCUACUUCAACGUCAUUGUAUUACCGAACUUCAAUUACAACAAAUGCAAAUGGAUCCAGCAAGAGUUCGAUUGAAUUUUCUUUCUUUCCAACCAGAUACACGAUACGAAGAUGUACCAUUUCGUGCUCAUAUGACUUGUUGCCUGGGACCUACAAUGGCGCUUUCACGUUUUCUUUUCUAUCUUCUACAAUCAAUUUAUGAAGAAGUAACAAAAUCAAUGACAUUUAUUGAAGGUAUCGAUGCUGUUGAUGCCGUUGAAUUAUACACUAAAAAAGGUUCAUUGAAAUCAAAGACUUUAUUUGCAACAUUUUCGAUUGAUAAUCUAUCAACAAUAUUUGCACAUCAAUAUACUCUUCAAUCAUUGGAACGUUUUCUUAAUGAAUAUGUAUCUGAUCGUCAUAUCCAAGGAGUAACAAUCGAAACUAUCCUUGAACUAGUAACAGUCUUCUUAGCAAAUCAAUAUUUUGUUUUUGAGAACAAAGUUUAUCGACAAAUUAAAGGUAAUAGUUGUUGUAGUUCUGGUCCAUGUUUAAAUACACUAUUGGUUAAUAUUAACAUGUUUUAUCGACAACAAAAUUUUGUUAAUAUUCUAAUGGAGAAAAAAGAAAUAUUUGGCAGAUGUUUCGAUGAAACGUUUCUGACAUGGAAUGGAUCGGAUUAUGAAUUAUACAAUUUAUUAAAAACAAUGGCUAAUAAUCAGUCUCCUCGCCUUCGAAUACGAUAUUCUAUAGGUGAAAAGGUCAAUUAUCUUCAAGCUACUAUUGCUCAUGAAUAUGGUCAUAUCAAUAAUCGUGUUAAUCGUGAGACAUUAGUAGAUCCGUAUUCACUUAUUCCCUUAUCCAAUUAUCCAUUAAAUAUGGUUAUAUCAACCAUUCGUAUGGCUCUUUUACGCGCGAUAGCUUAUUGUUCUACAAAAAGUUCUUUCAAUACAGAAAUAAAUUAUAUUGAAUCUAUUAUUAAAUGGCACAAUCUUUCAAUCACUUCAAUUAUAGCACAAAUGGAAUAUAAAGAUCGACUUCUCUACUAUGAUACCAGACAAUAUGCCGACAUAAAUCAAUAUAAUUGCGAUCGCCAUUUUGCUCGUUUCAUUCUACAAAAAGAAACAGCUUCGGAAAUCAAACAACAACAACAGCAGCCAAUUGAACCCCAGACAUCCUUUUUAAAUUGUCCAUUCAAGGAACAACAAUUAAUUCAAUUUAAACAAGAUUUUGAAUGUUUAUUGCAAUAUUGUUAUGGAAGAGAUAUUAAUUUUAAAAAAUUGAACAUUGAUACAGUAUCUCGUCCAAACUAUCCUGCGAAUACACGAUGA